Molecule: messenger RNA, 1425 nt
Organism: Diaporthe amygdali
Lineage: Eukaryota; Fungi; Ascomycota; Sordariomycetes; Diaporthales; Diaporthaceae
Product: brix-domain-containing protein
Exons: 2
Coding region: 1-1425 (474 amino acids)
Biological process (GO): ribosomal large subunit assembly; rRNA processing
Cellular component (GO): preribosome, large subunit precursor
Molecular function (GO): rRNA binding
Source: RefSeq, a predicted model, not a curated record
AUGGCGAAGAAGAGAACUAAGAAGAGAACCCAUGCUGCGGCAAAUCCCAAUGCCAAAAAUGGCGCCCCUGUCUCAGCAGGCAAGAUCGACAAGAAUGAUCCGAAGAGCAUGGUCAUCCGGAUCGGUGCGGGCGAGGUCGGCUCGAGUAUCAGCCAAUUGGCCACGGAUGUGCGCAAGGUGAUGGAGCCCGGUACGGCAAGUCGUCUGAAGGAGAGGAAGGCCAACAAACUUCGAGACUAUGUUACAAUGUGCGGCCCCCUGGGUGUCACGCACCUACUGCUCUUCUCGAGGUCCUCGUCCGGAAACACAAAUCUGCGUGUGUCCACCACACCUCAAGGCCCAACACUAAACUUCCGAGUCGAGAAAUACUCGCUGGCAAGAGAUGUCAAACGGGCACAGAAGCACCCCUUGGGUGGUGGGAAAGAGUAUAUCACUCCACCAUUGCUCGUUAUGAACUCGUUGACCAGUGAGUCUGGCAAAGGCUCCGACAAAAUACCUCGACACCUUGAAACACUUGUCACGAGUGUGUUCCACGGCCUCUUUCCACCGAUCAACCCCCAGGUUGCGCCCCUGAAGUCGAUCCGCAGAGUGCUGCUUCUCAACCGCGAACGAUCUUCAGAAGACGACGGCUCAUACAUUAUAAAUUUCCGACACUAUGCGAUCACGACCAAGGUCACGGGUGUUUCCAAAGCCGUCAAGAGGUUGAAUGCAGCUGAAAGGUUAAUGAACAGCAAGAGCCGAAAGGGCAAGCUUCCCAAUCUCAGCAAGCUCCAGGAUAUCGCAGAUUACAUGAUAGGGGGUGAAAACGGUGACGGAUACACAACCGAUGCCACCAGCGGGAGCGAAGUCGACACAGAUGCCGAGGUAGAGGUUCUUGAGGCUGACAAGCGCAAGAAGGUCGCGGCAAGACGAGCUGCCGCCGCCGCCGCCGCCGCCGAGGAGGAGGAGGAAGAAGAGGAUGAGCCAGCUGAGUCUAACGAUAGGGUGGAGCGACGGGCAGUCAAGCUUGUCGAACUGGGGCCGCGCAUGAAGUUACGACUGACCAAAGUGGAGGAGGGGCUCUGCGGCGGGAAGGUCAUGUGGCAUGAGUACAUCAACAAGUCCAAAGAAGAAAUCAAAGAGCUCGAGAAGGUAUGGGAGAAGCGCAGACAAGAAAAAGAAGCCCGCAGGAAAGAGCAGCGGGAAAACGUUGAAAGGAAGCGCAAGGCGAAGCGUGGACAGAAAGCUGGGAAGGAUGGCGAAGAAGAUGAUGUUGAUGAGAUGGACCUCGAUGACCUUGGAAGUGAUGCCUACGACUACAUGGACGACGAGGAUGGCUUUGACAGCGAGGGACUCGAGGGCGACGCGGAGGCCAGGACGAAUGAACAGGCCGAGGCGAACGGGGAAUGGGAAGAUGAGGAAGAAGAAAUAGCCAACGGCCGAUAG